This is a messenger RNA of Nerophis lumbriciformis (worm pipefish), 1029 nucleotides long. Lineage: Eukaryota; Metazoa; Chordata; Actinopteri; Syngnathiformes; Syngnathidae. The record is from RefSeq and is a predicted model, not a curated record.
AUGAAAAGGCAGGGGGCCAAGAUUUAUAACCUCUUUUUAAAGCGAUCCAAGUCUGGGACGAAUCAGGCUCAGGAUGAGAAAGAAUCUGGCACACACUGCCCAUCACCAGGUCAGUCAGAGCAGAGAAGCAGCUUCUCUGGUCUGAGAAGCAGUCACAUGCUCACUUCAGCAGUAAUUUUUCAGAUACAGGUUUCCUACCUGUUCGGCAACAUCCAGGAUCAACGUCGCCAGCUGAUCAAGACCAUGUGCAGCAAAUACAAGAGUAACAUGUCCAAGACCAUCACGCGGCACCACGUGAAUCACAUCUACGUUGAGGACAAGUACAAGAUCCUCUACUGCGAGGUGCCCAAGGUCGGCUGCUCCAACUGGAAGCGGGUUUUGCUGAUGCUGUCAGGUCAUGCGUCUGACAUUGAGAAGAUAACUCACCAGGGCACCUAUAGAGACCUUCCCCUGAAGACCCUGAACACUUUCGACCAAGCGGGCAUCAUGGAGCGCAUGGCCAACUACACUAAAUUUAUGUUUGUGCGAGACCCUCUGGAGAGAUUAGUAUCAGCCUACAGGGACAAGUUUGAGAACCACAACGCCUACUACCACACGUUAUUCGGAAGAGUAAUCAUUUCCAAGUACAGGCCCAACGCCUCCAAGUUGGCCUUGGAGUAUGGUGACGGUGUCACCUUCCUGGAGUUUGUGCAGUACCUGCUAGACAUGCCACCGUCUGUUAGCAAGGACAUCCACUGGGAGGCCGCCAACCGGCUGUGCAACCCGUGCCACAUAGACUACGAUUUCAUCGGCAAGUUCGAGAACAUGUCGGAGGAAUCCGACGUGCUGCUGCGCUCGGUCGGGGCGCCUCCGAACCUCAAGCUGCCCAACUUGAAGGACCGGAACCCAUCCGACGAGAAGACCUCGUUGAGCAUUACGCAGAAGUACAUGGCUCAGCUGGACUCUUUGAAGAGGCAACAGCUGUAUGAUUUGUACAAACUCGACUAUCUCAUGUUUAACUAUUCCAAACCUUUGCAAGAUCUACACUGA